GAUAUUCAUUUAUUUGGCAUUGGAUUAUGGUGCAGUUGUUUACAUUUAUUGUUCUUGGCAUCACAUGAUAUUUUUAACAUAAUUUUUCCCCUAAAACUAAACAUUUCUUAUGUACAUGAUCAAUUAUUUAGUGUCUUUUUCACUUAUCAUGAAAGUCAUUAUUACGAAAAUUCAAUACUAAAACAUAAUGGCUUUUUCUACGCUCACUGUAGUAAAAACAAAUGAUGUAACUGUACUUGAUGAUGAGAACGAUAAAUAUGAAGGCAAAUCAGUUAUUAUUCAAUAUCCCGGUUAUCGUAUAUUAAUUAUAGACACUGGAUUAUUAGAAAGACAUAGAAAACCAAAUAUUUUAUCUACAAUUGAUGUCAUCAUUGUAUUACAAUGGAAUUCAACUGUUCAAUUAUCAUUAAAUAGCUUGUUCAAUGAAAUUGCUAGUGAACAAUUCAUAUUUGAAAAGUGUACAUGUUUAAUUCUACCAACGAUAUGUCAAUUGAAACAUAUUCAAUUCAAUUCACUUCAACAUAAGUUAAUAAAAUCUUCAUUGAUCAAAAAUGAUGAAAUUAAAGAAAUGAUCUGGUUACACAUUGCAUUGAAAUUAGGCGUAACUGUUUUACAAGUAUGUAAUGGAAAUAAAUUUUGGACAAGAUUUCAACAUACACGAUCAAUGAGUUCAUCUGUAAGUGAAAAACUACACCUUACCCUAUAUAAUAAUAAUCAAUCAAUACAGAAAACAAAUUGUAAUAGUGAAUUUUUAAAACGAAAUGUAUUAUUAUAUGAAAAAUUUGGAGUAGGGAAAUUGAAAAUAUUACCUAUCUCAACUGGAUGUGUUGCUAAUCAUGGCUUAUCUUAUAGUGUAUUGUUUACAUGGAUCCCUUAUGAAGUAGAACUGUCCAACAUAACAGAACAUCAUAAGAAUUAUGCCAAAGUAUUUUUCUACUCAGUAACAUUAGAUUCAAAAAAAGGAUAUGAUUCUGUCAAUGAAAAGCAAUUAGUUCCCCAUCAAAUUGAAACUGAGCAAAAGUUAAAUAAUGAAUCUGUUACAAUUACAAAAUCACUUGUACAACAAUUGAUACGAUAUGUUGGAAUGAAUUGUCCAAUUAAUAAGACAGGAAUUACUGAACACGAUGUGACUUAUUCUCAGUCGAAAAUAACUCGGUCAAAAACAUUCACCUCAGGCUUAAAUCCACCAAAACGUACAACUUAUACAAACGGAGUACGUUCAACAACCAAUCCAAUUUUAAGGAAAAGUCGUGAACAGAAAUAUGAAAAUGAUGUGGCUAAGUCUCCUGAAGAUAAUCAUAAGCAAAAAAGUGGAAUUAAACAAGUUACAUUCAGCGGAACGGUUAAUUAUGUUCCAACUGAAGAUUUUGUUAAAAAAGUCACAAUGAAGUCAUCCGUAAAUGUCAAUCAAUCAGUAAUACCGGAAGCACUACCAUCGCCAAUAGUAAAGGGAAUAUCAACAAAAAAACCAUUAUUACCACAAACAACAGUAGUUAAUACUAAUACUACUAAUACUUCUAUUACUACGAAUAUUUCUGAAAAUUCUUUUAUUGUACCAAAUGAGAAAAACGAUAGCGCAUUGUUUGUCCAAUCUAACGAAGAAUGUUCUUUUGAAGAGGAAACAGAGACUCCACUAACCAAAUCGGCUUCAUGCCCUAAUCAACUGGCACAGCAAACAUUAAAUAAUCAUUCUAGACCUACAUCAUUAUUUGAAAAGGAUUCCGACUAUCAAUAUUAUUACUACUAUAAUAAUGAUCAAAAAUAUGAAAGAUUUCCAUUAUCAGCCACUGUAUUAUUAGCUAUACCUGAAGGUGGUGAAAAUGACUACUAUGCUGAUUCCCCACAAUGUAUAACAGUUAAAGAACUAAAAGAAUUAGGAUUAUAUGCUAGUGAAGAGGACGAUGAUGACGAAGAUGAAGAUGAUGAGGAUGAAAGUAACAGGAAUGAAGACAGAAAUGAAAACGAUACAGGAAGAAAUGUGUGUGAAUUAGAUAAUACAUUAUCAGAUGAUGGAACUAAUAGUUCUAGUUUCAUCAGUGAAACUGUAUCCGAUUUUAGUGAAAUACACAUUCCAAAAAAUAUCAGUCUAACACAUCACGAAGAAGUAAUGAUUUCAUAAUUACAUAUCUCUCAUAGUUUCGAAUAGCUUUACAAAAUUAUCAUCUUUUCAUAUUAUAGUACACAAUAUACAUCGUUUUGCGCAGCUCUACAUGUUAGUAUUUCAGUCAUACAUAUUAGAUUUCUUUUAUUUCAAAUAUUUAUUUUUAACUACUUUUUAUUAUUGUAGUAGUUUAUAUAUUUUUCAAAAAGUUAAUUUUAUUCUGUAUUAUCACAUUUGUUAAUAAUUAAAUUAAAUGAUUAAUGCAUU
Messenger RNA from Schistosoma spindalis, 2368 nucleotides. NCBI's taxonomy places the organism in Eukaryota, Metazoa, Platyhelminthes, Trematoda, Strigeidida, Schistosomatidae. The record is from the annotation of a GenBank genome assembly.